UUGAGUAUUUAUUUGAAGAGUAUGAAAAGGAACAACAUGAAGAAUCAAAAUUACUUUCCAUUAUAGAAGAAGAAACAGAUGAAAUUGAAAAUAUUUCUGCAUUAAUUGGUUAAUAUGCAAUCAAUUAUCUGUGCAAAAAACCAUGCAGAACUAGUGAACAAACAGGUUAUUUAUGGGUACAAGAAAUUUUAUGUGGCCAUGGCAUUCGUUGUUAUGAAAUGUUUCGGAUGGAAAAACAUGUUUUUUUUAAAUUUUGUGAUGAACUAGUUGAACAAGGAUUAAAAUCUACAAGACAAAUGGGAGUUCAGGAAAUGGUUGCAAUGUUCUUAAAUACGGUUGGUCAUGGAGUGGGUAAUAGGAUGAUACAAGAAAGGUUUCAACAUUCUGGAGAGACAGUAAGUAGACAUUUUCAUGAGGUAUUGGUUGCUUGCUUGAGAUUAUCUAUUAAAUAUAUUAAGCCAUCGGAUCCUAAGUUUCAGAAUGUUCAUAGCAAAAUAAAAAAUGACCAACGAUAUUGGCCAUUUUUUAAAAAUGCUAUAGGAGCAAUUGAUGGUACUCAUAUCCCAUGUGUGGUUAGCCCAAGUGAUCAACCCAAAUUUAUUGGAAGAAAAGGAUAUCCAACACAAAAUAUAAUGACUGUAUGUGAUUGGGACAUGUGCUUCAUUUUUGCUUUACCUGGAUGGGAAGGCACUGCACAUGAUACUCGUGUAUUUGAUAAUGCUAUUACAAUUCCUACCAUGAAUUUUCCGCAUCCUCCUCCAGGUAAAUAUUAUUUGGUAGAUGCCGGUUAUCCAACACCGAAAGGAUAUAUUGGUCCAUAUAAAUGUGAGCGCUAUCAUCUUGCAGAUUUUAGGCGUUCUUCUGGAUUUACAAAUCAUAAUGAAGUAUUUAAUUAUUAUCACUCAAGCUUAAGAUGCACAAUAGAAAGGACUUUUGGAGUGUGGAAAAAUAGAUUUGCUAUCUUGCGACACAUGCCCAAGUUCAAAAUUGAAACUCAAGUGCAGAUAGUGUGUGCAACAAUGGCUAUUCAUAAUUUUAUUAGAAGACAUUCUGAAAUAGAUACUGAGUUUAAUCAAUAUGAACAUGCAAACAUUCUUGAUGGAGAAGAUAAUAGUUAUGUUGGUGAAAACUCAGAUCAAACUUACACAAACUUACUUUUCACCAAAAUCAAGUUUGCAAAAUCAAUUCUAUGCAAACUCCCGUUUGCAAACUGUAAUCCAAACACACACUUAUUUCCUCACACUAUGAAUUGUUAA
Molecule: messenger RNA, 1256 nt
Organism: Arachis duranensis
Lineage: Eukaryota; Viridiplantae; Streptophyta; Magnoliopsida; Fabales; Fabaceae
Exons: 2
Coding region: 219-1256 (345 amino acids)
Source: RefSeq, a predicted model, not a curated record